AUGCCCACGAUAGUGGGAUCCUCGCCACCAGAUUCAGGCACUUGGAAGAAGGACCUCGGAGGGAUUCUCAGGGUAUAUUUCACGACGAGCGCGUCGGACUUAUACAGGCUCAGCCAUCGGUUCCAGACUGGCUCGCCGGCUCCGCUGUCUCUGCUGAUUCCACCACCAAAAAGAACCCAGUCUCUCGAUCAGGGUGCUGGAGGUGCCGAAUACAAGAGCACAUUGGACGCUUCUUCUUCGACUUUGAAUGGUGCUGCAAGCAUAAAUGAUCCUGGAAACAUUCUGAAAGAGCGAAGAAACGGCGCCAGAGAGGUCCAGCUUGUGCAGGAUGCCAUCAACGAAGAGUUAAGUGCUCGGGUAAUAAGCCUUGUGAAGCAUGCAAGCCUGGCUGGUGAUUACAACCCAAAAUCCCCCACAGUGUCUCCACAGGGCCGCAAGGACUACAUCUUGGAAACUGUGGAGCUGCUAUCUGAGAAGAAUACCAACAUUGCUUUUGAUCCUAUCAGAACUAGCCUCCGCCAUUAUAUGGCUGGGGGACCUGCUUCCGAAAUCUCUAACAGACUGUCAGACUGUCUGUUCAACCACGCUGGAAAAAGUGGUCGCAGCUGGGGUGUGUGUGGAGUCAACUACAGCACAUCCAAUUAUUUUUACGACGUUCCCUACGAACACGAACGCGGAGACCAGUGUGACAGAAGGCCAUCCGUCUCGUAG
Molecule: messenger RNA, 711 nt
Organism: Aspergillus tanneri
Lineage: Eukaryota; Fungi; Ascomycota; Eurotiomycetes; Eurotiales; Aspergillaceae
Exons: 5
Coding region: 1-711 (236 amino acids)
Source: RefSeq, a predicted model, not a curated record